Messenger RNA from Coffea eugenioides, 841 nucleotides. Its product is annotated as protein NOI4. The record is from RefSeq and is a predicted model, not a curated record. The coding region runs from base 154 to 384 and encodes 76 amino acids. Lineage: Eukaryota; Viridiplantae; Streptophyta; Magnoliopsida; Gentianales; Rubiaceae. The transcript has 3 exons.
UCUUCCUCUUUUAUUUUCAUUUCCAUUCUCAUUUCCUGCGGAGAGGGAGAAAAGAAGGGAUUGAAAGAGAGAGAGCGAGAGAUUUCAAAUUCCUACCAAAGCUAUCGUCACUCCUAUACAACACCAAUCUUUCUCCCUCCGCACCUUCCAAUCAUGGCGGAACAUGACCGACCUUUGCCAAAGUUUGGAGAGUGGGAUGUUAAUGAUCCAGCUUCGGCUGAGGGUUUCACGGUGAUUUUUAACAAAGCUAGGAAUGAGAAAAAAACAGGUGGGAAGUCUGACUCACCACAAAAGGGAUCCUCUGCAUAUAAGCAUAGAGCGACUCUUGGGAAGCCUCAGUCUAAAAAGUGGUUUUGCUGUGUUCAGUCCGUUGCUACAGAAUGAUGUUGCUCUGUCUCCGGAUUCUGCUGUAACGUAAAGUUGAUUUCAGCUUCCCCCUUCUCUUUAAUAUUCCAGAAGACUGGAGCUCUAGUCAAAGCUGUGAUAAGUCAUGCUGGAUUUGGUUUCUUUUGUGAUAUACAACAAUGACUUGAGCUUUAGUUCUUAAGAGGAAAACCAGUAAUUCUUAUUCUUUAACUACGCCUUGAUAACGGGGUUUUCUGAUUAUGCUACUUCACUUUCGUUUUCCUCUUUCCUUUUUUCCCUUUUUUUUUUUUUGAGAGAAGGGAGGUAAAUCUUACCUCUGAAUGCAAGUUGUAUUAUUGCUUACCCAAUUGCUUUGUUUAGUUACUUAAUUUUGCUACGUGUUACUGGUAUGGUUGUAACUUCUUUUGAUCAAUUGCUUGCUACAGUUCAUGUGACUGUGCUGUCCUUUGGAAUGCCUAAUGGAGAGUUUCAGAAA